Scheffersomyces stipitis CBS 6054 is the source of this 4089-nucleotide messenger RNA. RefSeq names its product Rax2p (gene RAX2). The coding region runs from base 1 to 4089 and encodes 1362 amino acids. The record is from RefSeq and is a predicted model, not a curated record. Lineage: Eukaryota; Fungi; Ascomycota; Pichiomycetes; Serinales; Debaryomycetaceae. Gene Ontology annotation, cellular component: plasma membrane of growing cell tip; cellular bud scar; cellular bud neck. The transcript is spliced from 2 exons. Gene Ontology annotation, biological process: positive regulation of establishment of bipolar cell polarity regulating cell shape; cellular bud site selection.
AUGCUAGUGUCGUUGCAUCGAUCCACGGCUCUUCUGAAAGUGGUGGUUUCGCUUGUUUCGCUUCUACAUCUAACCCAGGCCGAUUUCGAGCCAGUGAGCCAGCCGGAGCUUAAGUUCUCGCUGUUUGGCGGCCAACUCGGCCUUUUUGGCUCUUUUGACGCGUUAUCACUCUACUCUUUUGUUAAUGCUUCACAAUUUCUCGAUCCUGAGAUCAACACACAAAAAUCCACACAGAGCCAAAACAGCGACAACCUUUUCUUGCGAGACCUUUCCAACAACAACAAUGCCAAGCUCGCUAACGUCGACGGCACAAUCUCCCAGAUCUUGCCGUUAUCGGACCAAACCAUCAUUGUGUCGGGUAACUUCACCACCUUUAACAACCAGUCCAUAACAUCUCCCAUAAUAUAUAAUGUCACCUCCCAACAGAUCACCAACAUCAUCCCAUCCACUACUGGCAACUCAAAACGAGCAGACAUCCCAUCAUUCGAAAAUGGUCAGGUUAAAACCGUGUAUGUAGACGGCGACUUGAUCUACCUUGGUGGAGACUUUGAGUUCAACAACACAGUCGGCGCUGCCAUAUACAACCAAACCUCCAAACAGCUCUAUUCUACACAUUUUGGUGGUUUCGGCUCAAACGCGUCUGUCAAUGCUAUCACCAAGAUCUUUUCCACAAAUGCCGAUGACGACAGCGGUUCUAUCCUCUUUGGGGGAGACUUCAAUACCCUUGGCUUAAGCGACUUGCUAGUUCACAACAUCACCUCCAACUCCACCAGAAGCAAAAAUGCGACCAACACAUCCUUAAUAACGGCUGAACAGAUGAUAUCUCUAAGACAUGGCACCUUCACUAAUGUUAAUGGUGCUGUUGGCGAAGACGGCUCGUCCAUAAUAUGCUCUGCCGAUCAGGAUACCUUUUCCUUUGUUCCAGCUCAGGGAGGCCAGUGGUUGGUCGAAUUGGCCGAUGAAAUGAAGCCAUUGACCCCCACUAAGGCUCGUCUCUACAUUCCGCCAGGAGAUGAUGGUGUCAAGCUCUUUAGAAUCUACUCAUUUCCCAAUAACGGGAUAAUGAAUCUUUCCUAUAUCGACCCAGAAACCAACAGUAUCGCCUUUUGUGAUGCAUGGUGUCCUUUGAGCACACUUACGAGCUUGGGUGAUGCAGUUGAAUCCAACAUCGCCAAGUCUAGAGAUAUCUCCAACUCCAGCACUUUUGUAGACCCCGUGGAUGGAACCUUCUUCCAGUAUUACGACCUCUCCACCAAGUCCAAAACCUUGGGCUAUGGGUCUGACUUCCAGGAAUUUGCAUUUGUAGACGAAAUCGGUGUAGACCAAGUAGGUGUUACGGUCAUCGACUGGUAUGGAUCCAAGGCUGUUUUGGGAGGAUUCGAGUUGUACUCCAACUCCAUUACCGUCUACGGCAACAAUACAUUAAACGAACCAAAUUGUGAUGAUGAGGACGCUGGAAAUCUCUCUGAAAUCAAUGCUGGCGAAUUCCAAUCCGUAAAGGACCUAGUACCAAAUGUAGCCAACACUAACUACUUGGUUGCACAAGGUGAAGAUGCGAAAAUAACCCUUUACCCAAAUAUCUCCUAUGCUGGUAACUACUCCAUCAUCAUGACUACUCCAGGAUGUACCUAUGAUGAUUCAUGUAACCAAAGAUCAAUUGUCAAUGUCACUCUUAUCGACAAUAUGGAUACCAUUUUAGCUACAAACUUAAUUUGGCAGAACAACAACAAUAACAAAUUUGACUACUUAUUCUACGGACAUUUAAAUGGAUCCUCUUCUAGCAAUGGCCGUAACAGAAUUGAGAUCACUUUCCAUGAUACCAUAGGAGAAGGUACUACUGACCCAUGGGUUGUUGUGGACAAAAUCACGGCCAACAUUGUAGGUUUGGAUAAAUACUACGAUCAAAGCCUGAAGAACUCAACAAACUCCACUGUGGGUAGUGAACUUGCAUACAUUCAUCUUAAUGGAUUGUUUGAGUACUCUUUGGCCAACUUCACAAACUUCAACGCAAGCAAAGUUUCUUACAAAUCGGGUGACAACAGCACCAUUAUCAGUAAAGAGAACACAUUUGUGGGCAACUCUUCCAUCAACUUGUUGAGUGGGGAAUUGGUCAAAGGUUCUAUUGUCAACCAGUUCACAAUCGAAAACUCGUCAGAUAGUUCUUCGUUACUCUUACUUGGACAAUUUGAAUCAGACUCAACUAACAUUACAUUGACCAACUCCAAUGUCAUAACUUUGAAUCUUAACGCCUAUAAUUCCACUUCUAACCAAACAGAAGUUAAUAAGAUUUCGAAGAGAGAUUUCAUGACAAUCUAUGGUGUUGAUUUCAACAGUUCUGUAUCUAGUUUGUUCAACUAUGAAGGUGGAAUCUUCCUUCUAGGUGAUUUUGCUGCUACUCAAGCUGGCAACUCAUCUAUCACAAUGAAGAAUUUAGCCAACAACAAUUCGUCAAUAACCACCAUCAAUAACAUCGCUUACCGUUUGGAAAAUGAUUGGUUUGGAUUUGGCAACAACUUCACAGACACCAAGUUUGACCUGUUUACCAACGUGACAAUUCAAGAUACUCAAUACUUUGUAUUUUCAAAUGGCAGCACAUUUAAAACUUGGGAUCAUACAAAUUCGAAGUGGGUAACUGACCCUCAACACCAGCUCAAUAUCAGCCAUGCAUUGAAUCUCAAUUCCAGAAUGCAGAUAUUAGGUGGCGAGUCUUUUAAUGUGAUGGACUUCUACAGCCGAAACCAGGCUUAUAUUCAUAGCCCUUCAAACUUCAGCAACUACAAUUUCGAGGUUUCUUCAGACAGUUUGGAAAUAUCCAACUCUUUCUAUGUCAACAGCUCCUUGAGUGUUAUUGGUGGCAGAUUCAACACACUGUCAGUUUCUAAUAUAGGAUUCAUUGACAACUCUGCUUCAAAUAGUUCGAUAAGAGCUUUGGGUGGAAACAUCGAGUGGCAAAAUGCUUCGACAUCCAUUCAAAUGUUGUACGUUGAUAGCAACGAAGAGUUUCUAUUUAUUGGUGUGAAUGGCUCGGUAGUGGUCAAUGAUGGAGUUUCCAUCACUGGUAUUGUGAUUUACGAUCUUAAGAACAAUACGUUUACAGAUUUCCAACCUGCUGAUCUUUCAAAUGACGAUGGAUCAUCUAUAGAAGUUAAUUCCAUUGUUCAUUAUGAAAAGAGCAACAGGUUAUUGGUUGGUGGUAACUUUGACAAAGCUGGUUCUUUGGAUUGCCCGGGUCUCUGUAUUUAUGAUAUUGCCAAUACCAGAUGGAUUAACCCGGAGGGUCAAGGUGUCACUACUUCCAUCGGUGGCGUUGCUACAGACAUUAAAUUCUACAAAUCGAACGAGGUUCUCGUGAGUGGAAAUUUGACAAUUUCAAGCAACUCUGUGAAUUUCAUCACCUACAACUUUGACAAAGGCACUUACUCAACCCAGGCUGCACUCAAUGACUUGGGAUCUUCUAAGGUAAUCAAGAGAUUCAUCAUUAAUGACUACUCAAACAACGAUUUGAAAGCACGACUUGUAGCUUUUGGCGAUGACUUCGUAUACGGUUACGAUGGUUCAAAUUGGCACCAAAUUGAUGACGACAUCAAUUUCGACAAUAGUACCACCUUCAGCGAUUUGAAAUUAUUGGAUUUGAAGAAUAAAAAUGGUCAGUACAAUAGCACUCUCUUUAGCCAAGGCAAUAUUCUUGCCUUAGCUGGUGCGUAUUCGUUGAAAGAUUAUGGCUUGGUCAAUGUAGCAUUGUACAAUGGAUCACAGUGGAUUCCAUAUGUCUAUACUACUUCAGGCGCAAAUCAAUUGGGCCAAGUCAAAACAAUGUUGAUUGACGAUUCUUAUAGAUUCCAAUCGUCAGACGAUAUCAGCAGUGUCAAACAUUUGUCAAAGGGUAAGGUCGUUGGGAUUUCAUUGGCGUGUGCAUUGGGCUCCACAACUAUCUUGGGAUUGUUGUAUGUUAUCCCAUACUUUUUGUUAUUCAGAAAACAGCGUGACGAAGAAGUAUUGCAUCAACAAAGAAUCGAGGAAGAUCAGAUGAUGAAGACAGUCAAUCCAACAGAAUUGAUACAUGAGAUUGAUCUUCAAAGACACUCCUAG